CCUUCAUCACCAAGACAAGUUUUAGUGAUUUGUAACAACAGACUUUUAGAAUGAGAUUGUGCAAAAGACCUUUUCCGAAACCUGUCAUCGUGUCCAUGGUAUCACUUGUGGGCAUAACACUUUAUCUUAUUUGUAAUCCUACAUUUACAUUUAAUUGGAAAUCUUCAUAUGGUUUACCAUUGAUACAUAGACCAUAUGGUUAUGGAACGAUUACUAUGUAUUUAAAAGACUCGGGGACAUUUAAAGCUGUCGAUAAGUUGAAGUCAGAUACAAAUUCUUACAAAGACAAAUUUACAACCGUUUCAACAAAUGCGUCAACAAAUGGGUGUUUCCAAUCCUUUUGGGAAUUGAAUUUUGGUGUGAAAACCACUCUGAACGCAGAGAGAAAGGAGGUUAAUUAUACCGGUAUUCCUAGGAACUGCAACAGAUAUGUGAUGCUGGAUUUGCUACCGGGGCGAACCGGAAACAUAAUGUUCCAGUUUGCGGCGUUGAUUGGCCUAGCGAAACGGUAUGACUUAAUACCACUGGUUAAAGACCACUUAACGAUAGGCCAAUGGUUUGAACUCCCAAUUUUUCCACGUGUCGAAAUGAUAGAUAGUAUGGAAUUAAAAUCACCCGUCUGUUGCGUAUACGAUGAUGUUUUUGAACAUAUUAACGGCUUUAACAAUUGGACUAUUUCCGGAUAUUUUCAGUCUUGGAAAUACUUUUCACAUGUGAAACAAAUAAUUGAGCAAAUGUUUACACUCAAAGAAGUAUUUACGAAAAACGCUAUCGCAUUUUUGAACGAGACGCGGUCGCCUGGUCAGUGGACCGUAUGCAUACACGUCCGACGGGGCGACAUGCUUAUGCCCUCAGCCUCUAUGCGUGGAUACAGAGUUGCUGGUAUCGACUUCAUCAACAGAGCAAUGGAAUACUAUAGAACGGGUCUACUCAAUGUUCUCUUUGUCAUGGUUAGUGACGGGAUUUUAUGGUGCAGGGAAAACAUCCGCGGGGAAAACAUUACGUUCAGCCCAUUUUACUCAAAUCUCGACGAUUUCGCGUUGAUGACUUCAUGCGAUCACGUGGUUGUGACAUCCGGGACCUUCGGCUGGUGGGGUGCCUGGCUGUCUCGCGGCACAACUGUGUAUUUUAAAGACUACCCAGGCUCUGGUUCUUGGCUUGCGAGUCAGACCAACCGCGAAGACUAUUAUCCCCGACACUGGGUGGCUAUUUAAAUGGACAUACGCAGAUUGCAUUAAACGCUUUAUAGCGUCGUGACGACGCUGAUUGACAAUAACCACUUAUUAAAAAGAAAAGCGUUCUGAAAAAGACGUAUUUAAAGUUUUAUAAUAAAACUUAAUGGUUAUAUUUCUUAUUUGAUUACCCGAAUCUUGAAUAAUGCACGUUUGUGUAUUGGCACCGUGCAGCAGACCCUUAUUAAUGUAGAUUAAUACUCUGAGAAGAUUGAAACA
Messenger RNA from Dreissena polymorpha, 1451 nucleotides. Its product is annotated as galactoside alpha-(1,2)-fucosyltransferase 2-like. Lineage: Eukaryota; Metazoa; Mollusca; Bivalvia; Myida; Dreissenidae. The coding region runs from base 51 to 1214 and encodes 387 amino acids. The transcript has a single exon. Gene Ontology annotation, cellular component: membrane. Gene Ontology annotation, molecular function: galactoside 2-alpha-L-fucosyltransferase activity. Gene Ontology annotation, biological process: carbohydrate metabolic process. The record is from RefSeq and is a predicted model, not a curated record.